GCUAACUACUUUUCUAAAUUUUCAAAAGCUCCAGUAAUAUGCAAUUUAGUUGGAAGAAAAGUUCUCGAUGGAGUUGGUCAGCCAACAUUAGAAGUGGAAAUAUACUGUACAGUUAAAAACUGUGAGAAGAGGAUUUGUUCCACUGUGAUGUGUUCUCAUUCUCAAAUACCUGAAAACGCUUUACCUGAAACAACUGAAUCUGAUGAGAAAGAGAAAAGUGACUCUGUUAACACUGCUGUGGAAUGGGUCAAUGAGUCACUGAACGCAAUGUUAAGAGACUUGGAGCCUACUGACCAGUGUAAAGUUGAUAAGGUGCUUGGUGAAUACUUUGCAAAAAAGGUAGAAGAAAAAAAAGAAAUUCAAAAGCAAGAAGAAGAAGCAGAAGCCACUCUUGCCACUUCGUGCACUCAAUCAGCAACAACGUUACCUGGGAAAAAAAAAGCAGGAAAGCCAGGACAGAAGAUGUCAGUUGCAGAGAGGACAAUCCCACCUGCAGAACCGGUUGAAUCCGUGCUUUGUGGCAGCUUAGCCAUUGGGGGAACAUCACUUGCUAUAGCUAAGGCUGGUGCCACCAUUAGCCAUAUCCCACUGUACUUACAUAUUGCACUGCUAAAACAUGAUCAGGUUUCACCUAAAGAAAUGACUCUACCACUCCCAAUGGUUACUCUGUUGAACUGUGAAAAAAUUUCACCUGCAAAACUGAAAUUAGUGAAAGAAGUUAUGCUGAUACCACCAGUUCAGGUAUCACUCAAACAGGGCAUAGAAAGAGUUCUGGAUAUUCAGAAAGAAAUGAUGAGACUGUUGGAGCCUCCAGGCAAAGUGCCCAGUCCUCAACUAGCAGACAGUAAGAAAGGCAGAGCACAUAACACAGGGAAGAAAGCUCUGCCGCGAGCCUUAAAAAGAAUAUCACACUUAGGUUGCCUAAUAACAGGAUGCGAUAGUCUGGAACAACUGCUACUGCUCAUGCAAACAGCUUGCAACAAUGUAGGUCUGAAGCUAGGAACAGAUCUGUAUUUAGCAAUAAAUUGUGCUGCUCACGAAUUGAUGGAUUACGUUAAAGGAAAAUAUGAAAUACUCACUGGAACAUUCAAAAGUCCUGAUGAAAUGGUUGACAUGUAUGUGGAACUGAUUAAUAAAUUUCCUUUUAUUAUUGCUUUAGUGGAUCCCUUAAGAAAAGAG
Molecule: messenger RNA, 1179 nt
Organism: Tauraco erythrolophus (red-crested turaco)
Lineage: Eukaryota; Metazoa; Chordata; Aves; Musophagiformes; Musophagidae
Source: RefSeq, a predicted model, not a curated record